Pan troglodytes (chimpanzee) is the source of this 26668-nucleotide messenger RNA. It is a transcript of the gene MGAT4C, whose product is annotated as MGAT4 family member C. The coding region runs from base 2866 to 4302 and encodes 478 amino acids. The record is from RefSeq and is a predicted model, not a curated record. Gene Ontology annotation, biological process: protein N-linked glycosylation. The transcript has 7 exons. Gene Ontology annotation, molecular function: acetylglucosaminyltransferase activity. NCBI's taxonomy places the organism in Eukaryota, Metazoa, Chordata, Mammalia, Primates, Hominidae.
CCCAUAUCUUUAUUAUUAUUAUUUUGCUGUAUGUAGCAUUACCACUCUCAGUCUAUACAUAAAAGAUGCUAAGUUACCAGAGUUUUUACAGAUAGUAAGUGGUGGAGCAAGAACUGGAGGAUGAAUCAUUUCAACCCUAGUCUAGAACUCUUGCUCCCAUGUCACAUGCUAACUCGCUUCUCAGAGUAAUCAAAUAAACUGACUAUCAUAAAAGUCAGAACUUGGGAGGAAAUGUGAACAUAUGAAAGUGUAUUUUCAUAUAUUAUCAACUUUUUGAACUCUUAUUGAGGCCAUUGAGUAAAAAUAAUUUUCUGUCACUGUAAAUGCAGAGGGAAUGUAACAAGUAUUUGCCCUGAAUCCAUUAUUCAGAAAUAAAUGAAAUAGCAUAAAGUCAUGCAAGUGCACUGUUGGUGACUUUCCUUUCCCUAAAGUUGGGGUGGUUGAAGUGAAUUUCCUUGCUCUUUCUCCAGGUGCUUGUACUGUUCGCAUGCUGAGCUGCACAGCUUUCAAAGGGCUUGCCCUGGGAUAUGGCUGGGCUAGAUUUAGAAGGAACUGGUCAUUGAAUAGCUCUGGUAAUUCUUGCAUCUCACAGUUAUGCGGUUGACAGCUCCUUUCAGUAGGGAAAGCUUGGGUAUAUUUCAAGGUGAUUGUAGUUUUGUCCCUCUGGCAGCAAGCUGCUGCAACCAGCUUAGCCCAUUAUCCUCCUCUCCCACUGGAUUUAAGCCUGGGGAGAAAUCUGGGGCUUUUGUCAAGAUAGAAGGUAAGAGAUGGAUAAUUAUUCCCUGUGUGUGCUCAAAAAGAACAGCACUAUAUCAUAGAGUAGCUUUCAAUUACUGAAAUGGGAUUGUCUGAAGUUCCAGUGGCUUAUAAAUUACUCUUUGUAAAAACCAAUAUUUAACAUUAUUAUGUUAGUGAUGUGCUUUUAAUAUCUCUUUCAUGUAAUAUCAUGUAAUAAACUUUAAGGUUUAUUACAUGAAACUUUGCAAACAGUGUUUAACACUCAGAGAAUAAAAUGCAUUUCCAUUUUUGUGGUUUUAUUAGAAGAUUUAAAAACAAAUGGCUGCUCUGAAAAAAUUGAUUAAAAACUUCACUGUACAAUUGACUACAUUAUAAUUUUUCUCAAUUUGAGUUUCUUAAAUCUCAGGGGCUAGUACUGUAAAAUCAAUGCAAAGUAAUUACAAAAUUUAAAAUUCCAGAUGUUAUGAUUACAUACAUCUUGUCCUUUAAUAUCCAUUCUGUCAAAUACCUUUUAUAAACACUGCUACUUAACAAAACACAUUUGGAAAAUAAAAUUUCCACUAAUUCUGAUUAAUUAAUUAGGUAAAUCAGUCUUAGCAUAUUUAGAGGGCAGUAUUUUCAGUUUGUGAUCCCCCAGGAGCUCAACAUUACUUUCACUCUCCUUUUAAAGGCAGAAAUUGUAGUCAGAAAUGUGCAUUUCAAUUUGUAGCUGACAGUUUAGGGUUAAGAUAUGAUUCCAGGUAACAGAAGCCAAUGAGAGUACACCCAGUUGAUGUUUGUGACAUCAUCUUCCAGUCGGAGUACAUAGAACAGCUGAGGUAGCGUUCAGUUUCAGCACAGUGCCAUUAUGAUGGAUGUUUACAUCUCUUCAUUGAGAGCCAAUUAUCUCGCUUUUGUGUGAGGCCCAAGGAUCACUCAUGCUUCCAGACUGCACAGAGCACUGUUGGAUCUAGCUGAACGAAUUGUUUUCUCUGUCUCUGGGUAUCAACGGUUUCUGUACAGCACAGAUUAUGACAGCGUCUUUCUUAAGCAGAUGGAAUCUUGGAACGUCUCAUGCUUGGGAAGGACAUGGUCAGAUUUGUUGUAAGAAAGACUGUGCAGAGGAGUGUGGCAAAGGGAUCCAGAAGAUGCAAGUUUUAUUCAUUGUGUUUCUGACAGAUGGAACAAGUUAAGGUUACCUUCUCAAUAUGAGGACUAAAGCUUUUAGCCAAUAUUUGUGGAGAAGACACAUUUAAGAUUUUCUUUUGCCCAUACAUGCAAUGUUAUGGAGGCUGUGACCACAUUUUAGGCAAGAAACUGAAAGAACAUCAAGCACCUAUCUGGAUGUCUCCAAAGCCUCAUCUGGAUAAAAUAUCCAAUCUAUUUUUCAAUCAGCCUUUUUUUUUUUCCUUUUUCAACCUCAGACAAUUGCUUUUGGGGUCCUAGAGUCCCUUGAAAGUUAUGAUGGAAAUAGGAGGCCUAAAGUUCAGGUGACUGAAGGGCUGAAGCAGGAAGGAAAAACGUCUGGGAGGACAGGUAGACAGAGGAAAGAGGUCUGAAGAGGCACAUAUCAAAAGAUUCAAGAAAGCUGAAGGGAAGAUUGAAGGUAGUAAAAGGAUGAAGGAGGAGCAGAAACAAUGGGAAGGAAGAGAUCUCAGAGAACUCACUUCGGGAAAAUCUUCAGUUUCCCAAAGAGAUCCUGAAGUCUCAAAUUAUCCUGAACAAAACCAUGACCACAAGAAAGGAAGUGGAGUAUACGAUCAGUGAGAGUUUAAGAAGGGGGUUUCCGUUGACUAAAAAGUUACCGUGGGAGAAAUAGGAUCAAAUAGAACAGAGUUGCCUCACAAAGAACCAAGGAAAAUAUUUCAGCUCAGGGAUUCAAGAAGUAAAUUCCCACUCAAAGACAGAAACAGGAAGUAAGAUUUACAAUUCAGCCAGUACCUUCCUAACAAAGAAGCAUGUGACUAUACCAACUUCUUACAAAAAGAAACAGGACUAACUCAGCCUCUGUAUAGUGUACUCAGACUCUCUCAGCCCUCACUGUGCUUCAACAGACUUAUCAUUUGGAGCACUGGCUCAGGAGUCGAAAUCACCAAUGGCUCAUCCAUCAAUCAACCAGAAGUGAAGACGAAAGCUUCAAAGAAGAGAAUGUUUAAAUUUCAUCAAAUGAAACAUAUUUUUGAAAUACUUGAUAAAAUGAGAUGCCUGAGAAAACGUUCUACAGUGUCAUUCUUGGGAGUUCUUGUCAUUUUUCUCCUUUUUAUGAACUUGUACAUUGAAGAUAGCUAUGUUCUGGAAGGAGACAAACAACUUAUAAGGGAAACAUCCACACAUCAACUGAAUUCAGAACGCUAUGUUCAUACUUUCAAGGAUUUAUCUAAUUUCUCAGGAGCCAUAAAUGUCACCUAUCGCUACCUAGCUGCCACACCUUUACAAAGAAAGCGGUAUCUUACAAUUGGACUUUCUUCAGUAAAGCGAAAAAAAGGAAACUAUUUACUUGAGACAAUUAAGUCAAUUUUUGAGCAAUCCAGCUAUGAAGAGCUGAAGGAAAUUUCAGUGGUGGUUCACCUAGCAGACUUUAAUUCUUCCUGGCGUGAUGCCAUGGUCCAGGAUAUUACACAGAAAUUUGCGCACCAUAUUAUUGCAGGAAGAUUAAUGGUUAUACAUGCUCCAGAGGAGUAUUACCCAAUCCUAGAUGGCCUUAAAAGAAAUUACAAUGAUCCAGAAGAUAGAGUCAAAUUUCGUUCCAAGCAAAAUGUAGAUUAUGCUUUUCUGCUUAAUUUUUGUGCCAAUACUUCAGACUAUUAUGUAAUGCUUGAAGAUGAUGUUCGAUGUUCAAAAAAUUUCUUAACUGCCAUCAAGAAAGUCAUUGCAUCCCUAGAAGGAACUUACUGGGUAACUCUUGAAUUCUCUAAGCUUGGCUACAUUGGUAAACUCUAUCAUUCUCAUGAUCUCCCACGUUUAGCCCAUUUUUUAUUAAUGUUUUAUCAAGAAAUGCCUUGUGAUUGGCUAUUGACUCAUUUCCGUGGUCUCUUGGCUCAGAAAAAUGUGAUCCGUUUUAAACCAUCUCUCUUUCAGCACAUGGGCUAUUAUUCAUCAUACAAAGGGACGGAGAAUAAGCUGAAGGAUGAUGAUUUUGAAGAGGAGUCAUUUGACAUUCCUGAUAACCCCCCUGCAAGUCUGUACACCAACAUGAAUGUGUUUGAAAAUUAUGAAGCAAGCAAGGCUUACAGUAGUGUUGACGAGUACUUUUGGGGGAAACCACCUUCAACAGGAGAUGUUUUUGUGAUUGUAUUUGAAAAUCCAAUUAUAAUAAAAAAAAUUAAAGUAAAUACUGGAACAGAAGAUCGGCAAAAUGAUAUUUUGCAUCAUGGAGCCCUAGAUGUUGGGGAAAACGUUAUGCCUAGCAAACAAAGGAGACAAUGUUCUACUUACUUAAGACUAGGAGAAUUCAAAAAUGGAAACUUUGAAAUGUCAGGUGUAAAUCAAAAAAUUCCAUUUGAUAUACAUUGUAUGAGGAUAUAUGUCACCAAAACACAAAAGGAAUGGCUAAUUAUUAGGAGUAUUAGCAUUUGGACUUCUUAGCCAAUUAAAUCAGUAUGUUCAGUUUCUGAAGCAGGUCUUCCUGCUUCCUCUUUUGCUACCUUUGUCUUUUGGAGGGAAAGCAAUGGAUGGGAUAUGUUAAAAGAAACAUUAAUUACAUUGGCAGUUUUCAUUUAUACAUUGUUGACAUAAUUUUACUCUUAAUACACACUUGUAUUUAUUUUAACGUCUGAAGUUGAAUAUCAGUCUAUAGCUAAUGCUACUUUCAUUUAUAUUUUUAAAUGUUCGUAGUUUUAAAAUUUCAACUGAUUGUCAAAAGGGUAAUAUGAAAGAUUUUAAAUGAAAAAAAUUAGUUUGUUGGAUGAUGAUUUUUGAAAAAUAGUCACCAACUGUAUAUACUUCCUCAAGAAUUGAUAAUUCAUUAUAUCAUCAGAUAGCUUUUAUUAAGCAGCUGUGGGAAUAUACAGUUGGGUGGAAUGAUAAUCUGGUUUAUUUUUUCUGUAAACUUAAGUUUCCAUUGACUUCUGUACAUCUACAAUGAAUACCUCCUCAUAGAAGUGGUGUCUUUACAUAAUUUUUUGUGUAGGUGACACUAUGGAAAAAGAAAAAAAAGACUUAAAAAUAUCUCUCCCCUGAUUAUUUAUAUGAAAGGGGACAUUGUUCAUUGUUUAAAAACAUUUAAUUGAGCACCUGUUGUUGAUAAAUUUUCUGGGGGAAGCAGUCUUUUUCAAGUUUCCCUUUUGAAAAAAAAAAGAAUAGUUAAGCUCAAUAUUUUCAGGUUACAUUGAGUACCCACAUUUAAUAGAAUAAAUUAGGGAAGGCCUAUAGUAGUUAGCUCAUUCGUACAGACAUUUUCAGUAUAUGCAGAAAAUUUUUGGAAAUUGAUUUUAUACAUUUUGUAUUAAAAUCCAUGUGAUUGAAAUUAUUGUGAUUUAUCAUAUACUUUUUUGGAAUUUAAAUGGGUAUAUUAUAAAGGAGAAAAGUAAGAACCAUAGAAAUUAGUUGACUUUUCUAGAAUCAAAGAUCUAUUUCCUAGCAAGGCCAGAAUGAGAGAUCUGAUAUUCUGAUAACCAGACAAUGCUCUUUUUCUCAUAUGAUUUCUCCUGACAGAUUUAUGCUUUCUGUGUUCUAUUUGCUACAUGACUGUCAGAUAAUAAGUUAUACCAUCUGGAAAUAGGUGGUACAAUUCUUGCAUAAAUAAUAUUAUCCUAAAUAAUGUCCUAAAUGAUGCUUUUUUGGUAUAAGCACCCAAAUAGUAAGCAAACUUGACUGAACUUUUCCUAAUAGGGAUUGGAGAGGGUGUCUUUACAAUGUGUCCGUUAAAGUAAUUCAGGACACCUUAGUGUGUCCCAAAGACAUUGGUUUUCAGAAUGUCCUGAGCUUGUCUCUUCCUUUUUGUUUUUUAAUGAACAGCAAAAACUAAGGGAUUUAUUAUAAAGGGAAAUGGAAGGUGCUUCAUAUAUGUUUAAGAAACUCAAGUAUGUGUUCAUAUAGAUGACUGUGUGUGUGCGUGUGUGUGUGUGUGUGUGUGUGUGUGAAGGCUAGACUUUUGCUAGUAAGACAGAAUGAGGAAAUCUUCCUGCUCUUCCUUUUCAUACUGAAACACAAUCCUUAAGAUUUACUGGUAUGCUGUGGUCCAAACAACACUAGGAUAUUUUUAUUUUAUUCGUUCUCUGCAAAUAAAUGAGAAACUCAGAUAAAAAAUGGAAACUUUUUAUUUCAUUUAUAAACAGCUGUUGUGUAUUUUCUUUGUAUUCAGCUACUAAAGUGUUAGAAGAAAAACGAACCUUUCAUAAGAGGCUAAAUAUUAAUAUUUUGUGAGGCACCUAAAUCUUACAGUCAUAGGAAAAUAUGAACACUGCCACUAAAUUAUUAUCUUUACCUUGAUUUAGAGGAUACUUGCCAGACACCUAAAAAUGUUCUAUUUUCUUUAUUUUUCUUUUAUUAACCGGCUAGUUGAUAGUAUUGUGUGUAUAUCUCAGAAGUUACGAAUGGCAUUAUUUUCUUCACUGUCAAUGAUAAAAGGUACACAAUUGUAUGCCAAAGACAUGUAAUAUCAAGAGCUAGACAGACUCCCUGAAAUGAGUUGUAACCCCUUAUGUAUUCUUCUGGGAAUGGGUUUCUAAAGAUCAGCUAUUGGUGUCUAUCAAUGUCUUAAAAAUGUUUCAAGAAACAUUGCUGAGGGUAGCAGUGAAGUUGGAUGUUUGCUAGGAAAUUAUGAAAACAAAUGUGACUCAGAGAGGUCAUUUCACAUUUUAUCUUUAUAUCCUCUCUUUACUAAACCUGUUUGGAUAAGUUGGUCAAUCAUCCAAGGAUCCUCUAUGUUUUCUUUACAGUUGACACUGGGUCAAUUUUCUAAGGAAAACACCUUGACAAAUAAAGCAUCUUCAUUAGAGGUCAAGAGGAAAAAUAACUAUUCUCUUUCAAAAGAAAAUCUGAACAAUUUUUUUUAGCAUGGCCCAAUGUUCUAUUUCCUAUAUUUAGAAACUUUGAAUAAGGGUCUAGUAAUCUUGUCUCAGAGGCAUAGAAACAAAAGUACAGUUAUUAGGUUUAACUACACUCAAACUAUUUGCUAUUUUUAAACAUUUUUGCUGGAAGUUUAUAUAUAUAUACAUAUAUAUAAUACAUAUAUAUAUAAUUUUCUUUGUUAAAAAUAACAAUUGAAAAAGACUGGCAUGAGACAUGAAUGGUUGAGUCAUUUAAUUGCCAUACAAAUAAAAUGCUGACAGGUUUCAAGCAAAAAAUAUAGUAUGCACCUUAAAUAAUGCCUCAGAAUUGUAUAAUUUAAGCUGACUAAAAACCUUACUUACUUUUAAAAUUCUCCUUAGGGGAGCCUUUUCAGCAGUUAUGGACAUCAAAGAAAAAAAUAUCUUGUAAAAGCACAAUGAAAUUUAGAAAAUACACAUUUUAGUGGCAAUCACAAAUGUGGAUAUAAAAGAUACAUAAAACAUGUUAAUGCAAGAACUUUUUCAUAUUCAUUGAAAACUGUAACUUUGUGCUAUUUAUAAAGUAGAUAUUUUCCAGGUAUGAAAAGAUAAUUUGGAAACCAACCUGUCAUUUAGAUCUAUUUCUUUCAUACAGCUACACUAUGAGUUGUGAACAUUCCAUUUCUUACUAGGCCAGUAUUCUCUGGGAAUUUUUAUAAUGCUAUCAUAGAAAAACUGUUCUGUAUAAUAAUUAUAUAUAAAUGAAACAAACAUUUGCAAAUUAUAAUAUAUGAUGUGGUAUGGAAAGUACCUACAUUUUUAGAUGCUCAAAUAUUGGCAUAUUUCAUGUCAAUAUUUGCCAAUUUGUCAACAAGUUUAUGGCAAAGAACAUGAUACCAGGAUUAACAUUGAAAACACUACAUCCAGUGCCAUCUAACAAUUGAAGGAAACAGUGUGUAAUUCUCUUCUUUUUCCUUGACAAUACAUCCAUCAACACAGUAAUGGCAUCAUAUUACUGAGUAAUAGAGCUCACGCUUAAACUUUAUAAUAUUUAUUAUGGGAUCUACUGAUAAAAUGAUUUACCGUUUUGUACAAAUUCAACUGAUUUUGGGGGUUUUCUUGUGAGAUUUAAUAUUAAUUUUAGGAUAAUUUUAUCCUGUUUCUUUUGAUUCAUGAUCCCAAACUUUCUAGAUCUUGCUUCUGUCAUUCCACGUCUUAUUAUGCCUCCUCAGCUUUGUGUUUCAACAAAUUUUAUAUGCAUGCCUUUUGUCUUCAUGGGAGACAAAACAGAAGGUUCAUACAGACUUGAUUUUAACACCCAGUUCUGCAUUACCAGCCUCCCAAUAUGAGGAAAUUUACUUAACCUUCUUGAAACUCAGUUUCUACAUCUGUGAAUAGGAAUAAUUUUACCUCAUAUGUUUUUAAAGGUAGCAAUUUUACCUUGUAGCUCCUUGUAGAGCUGGAAUUGAGAUAACAUAAACUAGGCACACAAUAAAUAUUUGUUUCCUUUUUAUCCAUGUCACGUAUAUGUAACAGGAUAUGACCCUGGAAAACAUUACCAGAGGCCUUCAUCGUAAUCAAUAACAAUUAUAAAAUUUACUGCCCUUUAAAAAUGUUAUUCAGCCUACCUUUUCAUAUUUUGUCCAGAGAAUAUCAUGUGGAAUUAUAUAGACACUUUCCUAAAAUCAAUAUAUAUUCCUGUCAUUCUAAUUUAUUACUCUAGAAACCUUAUCAAAAAUAUCAAAAUUGCCCCUGGUGCUCUCAUCACAAAUAAUAAUAUUCAUUUCUGUUUUAAGAAACCUUGAUCCAUUUACAUUGAAAAACAAAGAAACAUAAAGUCAUUUCCUAGUUUCUAAGAUGUUGUUUAGAAUCUACCUUAAGCUCAGAAAUGCAGUCUUCAGAAUCUUUUUACUUUUUUUUUGUUAAUGUCAGGGUCCGGUUCUCUGGCAUCUUUUCUAUCAUUGGCAAAAGUUAUCAAUGCACUGACCUAUAAAUUACCUUGGCAGUGAUGUUUGAAAUAGGUAUCUUAUCUGCUAGUCUACUUUGAGUUUCAUUGUUGAGUUUUCCAUUACUUUGAAUUUCUUUGUUCAGAUUGGGGUUAUUCUUUUUAGGAAGAAAAAGGCCAUAACAAAAUUCAAUGUGAUUAGUUAUUGCCAUUUAUUUUUUGUUUGCUUUUAAACUUUUUUUUUAUUUAUCCCAAACAGAGGAUAUAUCUUUUAUUACUUUUUGGCAUGCUUUGAAAUGAUUUCAUUAUUGCAUAUGUGCAUGUGUGUAUCUACAUAUGGUUAAUCUCUCAAUCUGUGUGUAUGUAUAUAUACAUAUGUGUAUGUACAUAUGUGUAUAUAUGUAUACAUACUUGAAUAUUAUGUGAAUGUGUGUAUAUUUGUGUAUAUAUAUACGUAUAUACAUGUAUGUAUUUGUAUAUGUGUUGUGUAAGUGUGUCUGUGUGUAUGAGAGAAAGACAGAAGGAUAUGCACCAUUUGCAUUAUUUUUUAGCCUUUACACCUCCACUUAUUCUUGGAUUUUCCUGACACACUGUCCUCCUGGUUGUGUUCCUCUUCUGAACUUGCUUUUGCUUUCAUGUUCUCACUCACAUCUUUUAUACAUGACAUCCUUUGAAAAUCACAGCACAUUAGAGAUCUUUGUGCAUCCUUUUAGAUACUUUAAAUUUAUUAAAAGUGUACUAGAGAAGGCCAUCUCUCUCAAAACAGAAUUUUUCUUUUAGAGUUUCAGGUUUAUAGUUUUUAUUUGAAUUCUUUAACAUUAAAAGAUCAAACUAUGAGUUGCAUAGCAUUCUCUUUCUAAGCUAUAAAAAUAUUAAGAUAACAAGGUUGCACUUUCCCAAAGUUCUAGUCCCUUCCACCUCAUUAAUCUGUUCAUCACAUUUACCCCAAGUCCAGGGUAGAAUUUGCUUCAAUAAUCCCAAUAUUUUCUGAGAUGUUUAAUAUCCUAUUUUUAACAUUGAAAUUGAAAUGUAUGUUUGAGACCAUUUGCCAGAUAACUGGAUCUGAAUAUCUUUUCUGAAAAACAUGGAUUUGAGACCAAAGCAGUUUUUGAUUUGACUGUUGUUUCAGCUUUCAUUUCACUCUGUCUAGAUGCUCUCUUGGAAGAUUUACCAAAAAGUUAAAUUGAUUAUGUGAGAAAGUGAUAGGUAAAUUGUAUAUGACCAUAGAAGUACAAUUAAAUUAAGAAUAUGGCAUGAUCAAAUUUUCACCUUAUAUUGGAUUAAAAAGUACCCUAAGUAGCCAUCUCCUUAAAGUAGGUGAGCCAAAGACAUAAUAAUAAAAUAUUCAAUAUUUUUCUAUAAAAUACAAAUUUCCAUGAGGCACACAUACAUUAAAUUUAAUAUAAAGAGAAUCAUUACUUUAUUUAAGAGUUGUUUAAAGGUGCACAACAACAGUGAGUUACCAAUAUUCAGAACCUUAGUCUAUAAUUUCAAUGUACUGUAGGUUACUACAACUUUAACCACAAUAGCUGGCAUAACCUAAAUCAUUCUGCCCAAAUACAGGUAAUUAUAGUUUUGAUGUAUAAAAAUUACCAAAAUAAAUGCAUAUAUAAAGCAAUAGAGGCUGAGAGUGUUCAUAAUUGAAAGCUAACUAUUGCAAAAAUAUUUUAAAUAUUUAAUUUAUAGUGCACUCAAAGUUCUGGAAGAGACGUAGGGAUUUGUCUCUUCCAACCUUUCCCUCACUUUACCGUUUAUUAUGAAGGUACCGAAAGUAUGGCACAGAGAUAUGUGGCAGUUCCACAUAAUCAACAAAGCUCUAACUCUAUUAGAAACUAGACAUUUAAAAAGUACUUUUUUUGUAACUUCAUCUGAGUCAGGUUUCUCAUUGAAUAAUAAUCUGUCAGUUUUGUCUAUAGUAUGUUCCAAUUGGAAAAUGUUUAAGGUAGUACAUGCCUCUUUUCUCCAUAAAAUACCCCACAUUUGUUUAACUAUUUGACAUAGUCCUAUUUUUUCCAUCUUUAAUAAUUGAUAAAAUUUUCCCUACUUUUAAACAUAUGUAUGUAUUUUCUGCCACACUUAAACUUUGUUAUUCCACGUUGUUACUUACUUCAUCAAUGAGUGAAAGUAUAGUUCCAAAAAGUUAGAAUAAUUAUCUCAGAUCCUUUAUCAUAAUUGUCCAAUUAUCUCAGAUCCUUUAUCAUAAUUGUCUAUCCUUUAAUGUAAUCUGGUUUUCAAUACAAGUAACACUUGCAUUCUUACAACUGUGCAUUUUUGGUCACUAAAGGACCAUGUGACGAUAUCAGUAGUUGUCAGGAGCUAUUCACUACCCUUAGAAAAUAAACUCGGUAAUGUAAACUAUAUCCCACACUUUAACAAUUAAUACUGUUGAAUGACAUUGAAGGAUUGUAUCUUUUUUUAAUAAAGAAGCAAUAUAUUAAAAAUAAUUAAACCUCCUAAAGUCUUUUUUUUGUUUUAGAAAUCAGUCUCAAUUUUCAAAAGGGCAUUUGAUAUCUGCUAAUAAAAUGAACAAAUAGUUUUUCUUUAAAUGAAAAUAUCUAUAAGCUUAGCUGUGUGUAGAAGUACAUAAUAAAUGUUUUCCAUAUUGAAUAAAAAUUAAAAUCCUAUUAAUGCAGUUGUAACUUCUCUUCUUAACAUUUCUUAAGCUCUAAAACAAACAUAAUUAGACACAUUUUCUGUUGCAUGUGGCAUCUUUACCUACCAUAAUUUGGUAAUCAGUCAUGAUCAAAAUCACUUACAAGAACCAACUAUUUUUGGAAAAACAUUUAGAAAAUUUGUGACAAAUUGUCAAGAUUUUCAAGACAUAUAUAUGAAUUGUCUGUAAUGUAAUGGUUGGGGAUAUUUUCGUUAAAUCCAUAAACCAAUGUAUGUAUUCUGCCCUCUAACUUUCUGCUGAGUUACUGUAGUCAAUGGUAAAUAUAGUCAAAGUAGAAAAGACACAUUCACCCUGAAUAUUCCCAACAACCUAUCUCUCAUUCAAUUCUGACUAUAAUUGAAAGUACUCCUUUCAAUUAUUGUGGUAAGGAGGCCUUUCUGAGCAUCCAGAUGUGUAAAAAUAACAACAGGGGAAAUGUUACAAACAUGAGGUAAAAGGAUGCAGAGGAAAAGUUGUACUUCAUGAUUUUGCCUCAAGCAAGUUCUUCUUUCCUGUCAGCAUUGCAAAUUACCAUAGCUCGACUUGCUUGCAUUCAAGCAAAUCAAAACUUGACUCCCUGAGAGGGUCAAAAGACAAUUUUGGUACGUAUCUAGUGUUUUUACUUACUUGAACAAACAGGUCAAGUUUAUUCUUAAUGAAGUUAAAAUUUCAAAUUAAACCUGAAGCUCUAGUGUUUUCCAUUUUACUAAGUGGAUAAACACUUUUCUGCCAUGGGAUGAACUACAAUGAGAUGUUUGAAUUGAUUUGGGCAAUUGAUUUGGGCAAUGAUGAGUCAUGUGUUUGCUAUAAAAGUGAUACAAAAUAUAAGUGUCCUUCAAGUUAAAGCAAUCUAAACCGAUCAUCUUUGAAAAGUUAACAACAUAUUUUGUAAUAUUUGUUUCCUAGCAAAUUUUUCAGUUGUCCAAACCAAGGUAAUGUAGAUAAAGCUACAUAUUUUCACUCAGUGUACCACCAAAUAAGUGGGUGCCCAAUAGUGUUGAUCUGAUGCACUAUUAGUUACCAUAAAAAUUAUUUUCUUUUAUAAGAAGAAAGUGAAAUUUGUUUAAUUAUUUUGAUAUCUAUUUUAUCCUUAUGAAUAUAUAUAUCAAUGUUAAUUUUUUAUGAAUAAUUAAAUUUAUUAUAAAUGCACUAAUUUUUCAACAUUCUUCUGAUUUUCAUCAGUAAAUUGAAUAACCAUUGUUGCAAUGAAAUUUACAUAUUGCUCUCAUAAUAUGAAAUUUUACAAGGUAUAAUUUCACUUAACACAAACAAUAGUCCUCAUACCACUUUUUCAUUUUAACUUUAAUCUCAUUAUUUAUGUGAUUAAGUUUGCAAUUUUAGCCACUCAUGUGUUAGGAGCAAUAGAGAUUGACAUUAUGUAGGUAGGAAAAUACAUUUUUAGUAACUUAAGAAACAAGUUGUACAUACUAUAUCAACAUUUCACAUUAGUGAAUUUAUUAUCUUGCUGUAUAAACUUUAAUAAAAACAUUAAUUAUUUUUAUUUAAAUUAUUUAAGGUUCCUCUAUUUGACUUCAAAGCAAAAUAAUAUCUGAAUUGUACAAGCACUGUGAAUUUGUAAUAGUCUAAUCACAGUCUAAUCACUAAAUUCAAUUAGUACUUUACUAAAUUUCUUACAGUAUGCUCAGGACAAAUAAUUUAUUGAAAUGAGUAUACUCAGCAUGGCAGUUAUUUUCAUGCAAACUUAAAAAUUACAAGACAUGUUUAGAAGAAUUAUAGCUGGAUAACACUAGACAUUCACAAGUUGUAAGUUAGCAUAAGGGGAUUUAUAAGUAAUGUGCCUACGUUCAUAAUCAAUUUAACAGUUUUCACUAACUUGACCCAAUAAUUUAGGGUGUAUUUCCAGACCACAAGAUAAAACUAAAUUUUGUCCAUUUUUACCAGAUGAUUCAAAAUUUACCAUUUGAUUCAUUUCUUAAUAAAACUGCCUGUCAAUCUACUAGAAUAAAUAAGAAUAUAAAUAAUUCAAUAUUAUUUAUAUAAACAAAAUCAAUGGAAAAUGACAAUUUUAUCUAAUUUAAUCAAUGUGUGUGACUUAGCAAAGAUAUUCCGUUCCAUUUGACAAUUAAUCUUUAUGAAUUAAUAUUUCCUUAGGAAUUAUGUAGCUAAAUUAUAUUAAGAAUCCAUAUUUAUUGAAGGGUAAAGGCCACAGAGUGAGACUAAAUUAUCUAGGUCCAGAGAAAAGGCAUCUAGGGCAAUAAGGAAAGGAAACAAAUAUAACAAAUAACUUCUAAUUUACAGAUCACUUAAUGUAAGCUCAGCCAAGAACAAUGCUUACUACAUAAAUAUGUUCCAAGCAACUAUGAGACACUGUGUGAAGGUUUCAUGUUCAUUUCACUCUCUAUUUAAUAGAUUAAACAACCAUAUAAGGUAAGAGGUAUUAAAAAAGCUAAAGAGCGUAUGAAAAAUAGGGUUUUACUAACUUGUCCAAGGUCACAUAACUAAUAAAUGAAAGAGAGAGCAUUGGAUUUCAGGUUUGUGUAAUUCAAAAUCUAUGCCCCUUAUCACUAUUAUACAUUGCCUCCUAACUACAAUAAUAAUUUAUUGAAAACCCAUUUGUCUAAGAUGGGAUUUUCUGGAUGAUAUGACUAUAUUAAAAUAACAUUAAAUAGUUGAAAAAUGAAUUUAAAUAAUUAGUUUCUUCAUGUAAAACAUUUUUUUCUCAUUUUUUAAACUUGAACAUCUAAAACACUUGCUUCUGUAAUUUCACUGAAACACAACCUAAUUUCUCUUAUUCCAAAAAGAAAAUAAAAACUCAUGGGCUCUGGGUAUACUAAAAGCCUCCAAAAAUUAUAACUUUGUAUUAAUCAUAUAAUAGUCUUUCAUAACACCAGCCCCAAACAUACCAAACUGGUAGUUAGACAGUAUGUAUGCAACAUUUUUUGUGUGAUUAACUAUGUUUCUAAAUUUCAGCUAUUAUUUCGGAUGUUGGAAAACAUCAGUAAACCCCAAAGUUGUGUUUAUUGGCCUAUAGCUUACAUGUACUGAGUGUUUAAUAUGUAUUUGGUACUCUCCUAAUCGGUACUUCCAUUACCUAUUAUAGUAAUGAUUAUAACAAGUCAUCAUGCAAAAGAAUCAUCUUUACAAUAUAUUGAAAAUGUGUGUUUCAGACUACUGAAUUCUUCCCUGUAAAUCUAGGAUAGAUCUAGGAAUUGGCACUUUCAAUGUAUUUUAGUUAACACUGAUGCAGAUUGUCCAUUCACUCCUUUUAGAAACACUACAUUACAUCCUUACAAGUCUAUGAAGUAUUAAAACAGAAAUGACUAUUAUUAUUGCUACUUCAGUGAUGAAGAAUCUCAAAGUUUGAGUUAAGUGAUGCAUCAAAACUCUGACCUUGUUAGUGAAAUAUUAAGCCCAGUUCAUCUCAACAUUAUUAACCUCUGCUCACACUUGUCUAAAUUACUAGUUUUUAAGUCUGGCUGUUCAUUAACAUCUCUGGGGAAGAAUUUCACCCAUUCCUGAGCUCCAUGCUCAGAGUUAUCAUAACUGUUCUGGAGUUUCCAGGCAUCAGCAUACUUUUAAAAUUCUUCCUAAGUGAUCCUAAUGUGCAGACAGAUUUGACAACCACGGAGCAACUAAGACUGUACCACAGUAAAAUUCCAAAACUUCCCAUUUAUCCAGUUUGAAAGAUUAUAGAUUAGAAAACAUGAUGACAGGCGUAGAUUAUUCUGUGUUGCUUCCUGCCCUUUAGGUAUUUCAAUACUAUUAUUGUUGUACUGAAAAAUAAAAGUUCCAGUCAAUUUUUAUGGUUUUGCUGGGUUUAUAGAGAACACUCUGCAUGCCUUCCUAUUGAAUCUGGGACUCUCGUUUUUGGAGAACUACGUAAGUGAUCUGUUUUCCUGAGACUUGACAUAUGCACCUUAUUAAUUAGAGACUAUAAAUCCACUUUUUAACACAUAAAAUCUAAUGAUGACAUCUUUGUAGAUAUUGAAAUUCAAGAAUAUAAACAGCAUUGCCUUCAACCCACUGCUGUUUGUAAACUGAGCUGCCUUCCUCUUUCCAUAAAAUUAACUAAACAUAUUCAAGAAAGAAGGAGAAAAACUAUCAGUUUUCCACAGUGGACUUUUUUUCAUAAAUCCUUCAAAUGUCAGCAUGUAUGCCUUGUCUCAUUUAGUCAUAGCCCAUAUGAUCCAAAUCUCCAAUUUAUUUGUUUUUCUUUUUCCAAGAACUGCGUACUUUAAAAAUUUGUCAAAUUUUUAAAUUUCAGAUAGCUGAAACAGAACAAGUCAUAUUGACUUGCUCUAAGUGUUUAAAAGGUUUGAGGUUAUUGAUAUAGGCCUCAAUAUAUUUCCACAAAUGAAAUAAUGUAUUUACAUAGAGAUCUAAAAAGUGUACGAAACUUGAGAUAGCUAUUUGAGUCAAGAAAAACAAGGACUGUGAAUAGUGUAAAUUAUGUAAAUAUACACAGAUAAUUCACACACACAUAUUCACACAUAGUUCCAAGGAUUCCCCUAUAUCAAUUCCAACUCAAAAUUUCUCAGUCAUUUCUGGCUAAAGAGAAACAUGUCCAUUUAAUUAAAAUCACUUUUUUAAAAUCUGAUCAUCUAUUGUUUAUGAGAUCAAUGAAUACAUUAUUUUAAUGCUCUGUCUUAUUUAAAAUAUUUUUCUACGUAGUGUUGCUAGCUAAAAUGAGGCUUUUUUAAAUAAAUGGAUACACCUCAAAAUAAUAAUUUGAGAUCAGUUUCAUCUUGGACUCAUAUGAUUUUCAGAUUUUAUCUGCAUAAAAUUAGAUUUUCUAGAAAACUAAUUUGUAUUACUUAUUUUCUCUAUAAACCUUGCUGAAAAUGAAAACUAAUAAGCUUGAAUUUAUGGGUUUUAUGUAUUUUAAAACGUAAUGUAUAGAGAUUUCUUAUAAUUAUUUGACAGCUUCAAGAUAACCAGUUUUUUCUUUAAACAUUCCACUGAUUAAUACAAAAAGUAACAUUUUUUUCAUGAGAUGAAAUGAAACUUGUUCUUAGGCAAACAUCACUUAAUUAAAGCAAUUUAUAGUGAAUACACUCAAUUAACUGAUUAUGAACCUGCAACACCAAAAGAUUUACCAGAUUUGUUCACAAUUUUACUGCUAGCUGAUAUCAAAUAAGAAAAAGACAAAUCAAUAUUAUAUCUUCAGGAACUAAUAACUUUUUUCAUCCUGCAAGUUUGUGAAUUCAAAAAAACUGUAUUUUCAAAUAACUAAGAAUUUUUUUUUUAUUAUACUUUAAGUUUUAGGGUACAUGUGCACAACUUGCAGGUUUGUUACAUAUGUAUACAUGUGCCAUGUUGGUGUGCUGCACCCAUUAACUCGUCAUUUAACAUUAGGUAUAUCUCCUAAUGCUAUCCCUCCCCCCCCCCGACCCCACAACAGGCCCAGAGUGUGAUGUUCCCCUUCCUGUGUCUAUGUGUUCUCAAUGUUCACUUCCCACCUAUGAGAACAUGCAGUGUUUGGUUUUUUUGUCCUUGCAAUAGCUUGCUGAGAAUGAUGGUUUCCAGCUUCAUCCAUGUCCCUACAAAGGACAUGAACUCAUCAUUUUUUAUGGCUGCAUAGUAUUCCAUGGUGUAUAUGUGCCACAUUUUCUUAAUCCAGUCUAUCAUUGUUGGACAUUUGGGUUGGUUCCAAGUCUUUGCUAUUGUGAAUAGUGCCGCAAUAAACAUACGUGUGCAUGUGUCUUUAUAGAAGCAUGAUUUAUAAUCCUUUGGGUAUAUACCCAGUAAUGGGAUGGCUGGGUCAAAUGGUAUUUCUAAAAGAACUAAGAAUUUUUAAAAAGAUUUUGGUUAUGUAAUUAGAGUGCACAAUAGAAUAAAACAGCCAGGUUUUAUAUUUUCACUGGCAAAUGAUAAAGAGACAACUUUGAUUAAAUACUCAUAAUUUUUAUAAAACCUCCAAAGUUUCAAAGUAGGCAGAUGAUGGGUAAUAAUUAAAUAGAGUGACAGUGUUAUAUGCCAGGUUAAAAAAAAAAAAAGACAUGCGGCUUCAUCCACAAGCUUAGCAAAAUAUGAGAAAGUAAGAAACUGUGGCCAAAUCAGAUAAAGGUAAAUGAGAAUAAGUUGUAGAAACUGACCUUCAAGUUAAUAAUUAAAUCAGAUGGUAUCAUUUUCCUCCAUCUUGUUAUUAUUGUUUAGAUUUAUAAUAGUACAAAAAUAAAUGUUUUAUGAAUUAUUUUGGAUGCAAUUACAGUGAAUAACCAUAAUAUAAAAUGUCUCAUAAUAGGAAAAUAAUGCCUGACACUUUUAAUUACUUAACAUACCUUUUUAUACAUUUUUUAAUGUCAUUUAUUUGGCAGCUAUUUAAGGAGUGCCCUCUGUAUCCUGGGCCAUCUCUUUCUAUCCAGAGUCCUACAAGUCACCUUGUAUCAUUAUUAGGAUAUAGUAUAAAAAUUUGUCCACUUUUAAAUGGAGAAAUAAUACAGAUAAGUGAAAAAAUGAUGUAAUAAUUUGAGUUCUGUACAUGACUCAGAGACUUGGACAGAAUUGACAAUUGUAAGUUUUUAAGUUAAACCAAAGCUGAAAUUUCUAAUCAUUUAGAAGCUAGGAAAAGUUCUGUUUCAAAUUCAAUUGAUCACUUCAUAAACAGUUUGUUCAUAAUUACUUCUUCUCUGCCUUUCAGCGUAGUCUUGUUCAAUUGUUCAGAGUGUCCUUUUUUUUUUUUUUUUUUUUGAGACAGAGUCUCGCUCUUUUGCCCAGGCUGGAGUGCAGUGGCACUAUCUCCGCUCACUGCAAGUUCCGCCUCCUGGGUUCACGCCAUUCUCCUGCCUCAGCCUCCCGAGUAGCUGGGACUACAGGCGCCCGCCACCACGCCCGGCUAAUUUUUUGUAUUUUUAGUAGAGACGGGGUUUCACCUUGUUAGCCAGGAUGCUCUUGAUCUCCUGACCUCGUGAUCCGCCCGCCUCGGCCUCACAAAGUGCUGGGAUUACAUGCGUGAGCCACCGCGCCGGGCCCAGAGUGUCCUUAUUCCCAAGUUCGUGAUUUUCAUAAUAGUAAGAGAUCAAAAAACAAAUCUUACAAGCAAUAAAUUUUAUAAAUAGUCUUCUCUUAAGAUGCAGCACACCAACAUGGUACAUGUAUACAUAUGUAACAAACCUGCACGUUAUGCACAUGUACCCUAAAACUUAAAGUAUAAUAAAAAUAAACAAAUAAAUAAAUAUUCAACACCUCACUCUAAUUGGAAAGAAAAUGUGCCUACAGAAGUUAAAGCACAUUCUAUGAGUUUUAAUCUUAGGUGCCAAGAAGGAUCCAUGACCUCCACAUUUGACAGAGAAUAGAAAGACUCCACGGUUUUCAUCAUAAUCCAAGGGAGGUCAGUAAUAGUCUAUUUGCAUUUCUCGAGGGCUCUCUGGGGCCUCACUAUCUUACAUAAAAGUGAGUUUAAUCAUAGGACUUUCAGACAUUAGCCCACAGAUGGGACAUAUAUUUUGGGAUGGAGAACUUUUAAUAAAUCACAUUACCUAGGUGGCCUCUCAUUCUACUUCUCCAUAUGGCAGACUCUGUAGGAAAAAAAAAAAAAAAUGCUUCCUAUAAUGUUUCUUCUUUACCACAGAACUGUCAGAAGAAACAGCCGAGAAAAACUUAAAACUAAGCUACAAUAUUUGGCAAAAAUAAUUGUAGUUUUCAGAGGAGAAGCAAUUUUUCUGGCGUAUAUGUAGGAUAAGAGUAUCUUACCUUCCUUAAAUAAUGUUAUCUUUACCAGUAAACAUGAUGUAUUUGCCUUAACCUAGUCAAUUUCUUUUACCUGAAUUCCCUUAGGUUUAAAAUCAUAAUUUUUCAAGAUAAGGUUCUAGUCUUAGGAAUGUUGCUUAAGAUCCUGAAAUAGAAUGAUACUAUUAUUUCAUCCUGGUAUUAAAAUCUCUAAAAUUUUCUACAAAACUAACAUUCUAUGUGUUCUGUGGCCAAUGUGAUAAUAAAUCCUUACGUAACCACAGAGAAAAAUAUCCUAUACAUUUGUAUUACACUUUUGCAAAAUAAAGAAAAUAUUUUGGAAUUAAACUAAUUUCAAAAUCCAAGAAUUUCUAUGAAAGAAUUUUUUAGCAGUAACCACAGAUGAAAAGAAUAUCAUUUUGUAUCUUUUCAUAGUGUCUUUAUAACAUAAUCUAAUCAUUGGUGUUUUAUAAUCUUUCAUAAUUUUUCAUAUAUUUGAUAAAUCCUGAUGUUGGGUUUAUUUCUAUUGAAACACCAGUAAUUGUUUUAUGUCACUUUGACUUUUUUCUAUAGUUUUGUUUUCUGCUUGUUUGAUUUAUCUAAAUUAUCAUCAUAGUUGUAAUCUGAGAACUAGGCAAACAUAGGUACUUUUGACUAUCACUUUGGGGUGAUACUAUUUACCCAAUAUGAUUUUUUCCCAUUUUACUCUUGAAGUAUCCUGUUGCUUACUCUUUUGUGUAUGCAUACAUUUGAAACAUAUGACCUCCCAAGCAUUCUUCUUUCUCUUAUUUUACUUAUUGUGUUGGCUUUACUGUUUAUGUAUGAUUUAACAUAAAUAAUUAUUUUGUUUUCUCUCUCCCAUCACCCACCCCAUUUACACGUUACAACAAGACUUCAUCAGCCCUGGGAUCAUGAUUUGAAUUAUAUUAUCUGUGCCAUUAAACAAACUUGAGCCUCAAUAAUAUCUGUUCAGAUUUUUUCAAUGGCUAUUGUUCAUUGAUAAUUACAUUCUGGGGACAUGCCAGAAUGAAAUCUCAUGGUUUCUCAGCCACAAAGAUUUGUUAAGAAUCAAAUUCAAAGGUAUUUGACUUGGUAUUUAUGAUUCGUGGCAAACCCAAGCAUAAUCUUCAGCAGAUCUUUAAGCUUCCUGAGCUUAUAAGCAAACUCUGUGUGUGUCUGUGUGUAUGUGUGUGUGUUCCUAUGUGGGUAAAUUUUUCUUGAUAGCAUCUCUGUGCUUUCAUCAUUAUCAAAAAGUUUCAGGACCCCAAAAUGGUUAAGAAACACUGACUAUGUGCUAGUUACAUUUCAAGAAUAUAUUUCUACAUAAAAAUGUUGUAUUUAUUCUAAAGGCAAAAGCCAUGGAACAAUGUGUACUUUUAAAAUAUUUAUGAGGAAUUAAAAAUUCAAUUAUUAUAAUGUUUCCAUUUUAAAAUUUUAGGAUGUGAUUUUGUAAUAGCCUCCAAAAAACAUUUAAAGCACCCAAAUAAUUAAACUAGUAAAAGUUCCUUAUAAACCAGAAAGCAAAACAAUUUUCCAAAUGGGCAAUAAAAAUAUUACUUUUGCAUGUAAAUAGUUGUUUAAGUGAAUUUAUUGUUUAUAUUAAUUAAAUUCUUUUGGACAAUUUGCCACUUAAAAAGAUCAGUGUUUGAACUCUAUGAAAUACUUGUUUAUGUAAUUUUUUUUGCAAGUAGGUAAGAAAAGUAUAUUUCAUUAUCAAAUAGCUACCCUGCAAUACUAACAUAAACAGCUAUUUACCCAUUUAGACUUAACUAUUCAGUCAAUUACACAACAGUCUUACCAUGUUAUUUAAUGAGUGGAACAAAAAUAAAGGUCUUUAUAACAUAAAAUAUUUCAUUUAUAUAAUGAAAUAAAAUAUCUUGGGAUUAAUAAAAAUAAUGAUUUUUUUCAUCCUAUGUAAAAUGUAGUUGAUAGCACUGAUAUAUUGAUAAUGUUAUGGGUGAAGUUUACAGUUCAUUACAAGUUGAAUGUACUUAAACAAUCUACAUCCUUCACUCCUUCAUUCAAUCAUUUAAUUCAGCCAUUCCUUAUUUGACAAAUGUGAUUUGUAUAAUACAUUUAGUAAUAACCAUACAUAUCAUGUUGAAUUGUUGUGAGGAUAAAAAAGUAAACAAUGUUCAAUUAUUGUUAAUAUUUUAUUUUCUAAUUAAUUAUAUAAUUUUACUUCAUUGGAUGUUGUAAAUUGCUCUGGUUUAGCCUUUAGACAUUUGAAUCAAAAUGGUCAAAUUAGUCUCUAAAUUCAGACAUUGACUUUGUUCUGCAGAUCUCAAAACGAAAGAUAUGUUGGGAUAUUUAGACCAGAAUGCAUGUGAAAAUGCUACAUGAAUGAAUGUAUUUGACACUGAUCUUGAGAUGACAAUCUACAGUCCUACAAUAAUUAUUCUAACUCCAUGUUCUCUUUCGUGCACACUAGCUAGAGCACAUCUCACCCACUGACAUUGGAAUCUAUCCUUUCGUAGGUUAUUUUUAACGUCUUAGGAUGACUUUUAUAAAUUGAAGAUUUAAGAGUUUCUAAGGGGACUGUAGGUAUAUUCUACUGUUGUGUUUACCACAUGUCCUGUUCAGAUACACAAAAGAAAUGAAUAAAACUGGACACAGCACACAGUCUCACUGCUUUGAUGGGCAAUGAUUUUUGACAAUGGGUAAUUAACUCUUACAUCAUUAAGUUCCAUCAUCACAGAAUAACCUUAGAAUCCUAAUAAAAUCCCAUGGCUUCAAAUUGUAUUUAAUAGCUGCCAAUCCAAGCCUCCUGACUAUGCUAAUCUAUUAUUUAGAAUAAAUGAAAAGUGUGUAUCAAUUUGCCUAUUAUAAUACAAAGUGGGAACUCUCAUGCCAACAAGGUUAGGCCAAAAAAAUUCAAAUAAAUUGGAGAUGUGUUUUGAUACAUUUUCUUCCGUUGCUCUUAUUGUAUCUAACAUAGAAAUUUCCUUAGGGUGAAGUUUAUAUAGUGACAAGCAUAUACAAUAUUCUUGAGGUAUUAGGCCACAGUCAGAAAAAGAGAAUAUAGGAGGAAUUAUGUGGUAGAGGAUGAUAAAAGAUUAGAAGUUGAAACUAUACCGUAUAUAAUUUUAUAUAUAUACAUAAUUAUCUUGAUUAUAACCUAAAUUGUAAAAUCUCAAUAUUAUUAGUACCAGCCCAGACACAUUCCCUUUGUUUCUUAAAUUUUUACUCUCCAAAAAUGGGAAUCACAGAAACAGAAGAUGCUUAAAUGUUCAUGUUAGGCAUUUUUUUCUGAGCUCAUAAAAGAUUAUUUGAUCAUUUAAUGUGUUUUUCUCUCCAAUAAGACUGUAAAAAGUUCAGUGUUUCGAGGCUGCUAAACAAUGCCCAUAGAGUUGACAGUCUCAAGAAUGAUUGGAAAAUGAUGGAGUUGGAUGCUAUAGGUCAUACUUUAUAAAUCUGACUGAAGGAGAAUUAGAAUACUAAUGAGAGUCAACAACAAUUUUCUUACCUGCUCCCAGUUUGUAAUUCUUGCCCUGGUGGCACAUAUAUUACAAGGAGAAUAUUGUUUUCAAAUUUAUAGUCAGAAAGUCAUUUAGGUGACUAUGACUUUGUUUUUUAAAUAGUAAGUUGACUGUCUUGUUUAAAAAUGCAUAGUGCCCUGGAAAGUUAUGUGAAUACAAUGAUUUAUUUUAAGUAAAGGGUAGUUUUAUAAAAUAAAGGGCCAAACAUCAUAUAAAUAAAUACUUACAGGCUCAGUAUCAAUCAAAUCAGUGGUAAGAGUGAAUUUUUUCAAUGUAUGACUUUCAUAUCAAAUUUUUUUUGGUGAUUCAGCUUAAUAGGAGUUUAUGGUAUGGGCCCAUUCACGUUAUAGCCAAAUAAACAAAAAUUAUCUAGAGUUGUUCAUGCCAUCAUUUCCUUCAGCACAGUCUUCAAAGUAGUUUUCUCAUUACCCACUUUGAAAGAUAUUUCCAAGGAGAGGAUAAUGCAACCCAUUCUAUAUGUGAAUAAUGGGUGGGACACAGGCCAAUAAUCAUGAUCCAAAUUAGUUUGAAAAUCAAAGGAGUAAGGGGAGAAAAAAAGAAUGAAGGAUUAAUUGAUUUGCUGAGAGCAUGUCACAUGCUAAUUGUUGUUUUACAUUUUUCAUCUGUCUCUCAUGUGAUUCAGACCACAAAUCUGUAUUAAGUAUUGUUAUCCUUAUUCUACCAAUGACGACACAGUAGUGAAGUCAUAAUUCAGACUUGAAAUUCUGUCUUCUCUCAAUUUUCAUCCCAAAAUUAGAUAUCCUCGAUGCCAGUUCGGAUUCUCUUAUUCAAUGAGAAAAUCACUUCCUUUUCGGCCCUUGUCAUCUUUGUCUGUAUAACAAGGGGAUAAGACAAAGACGUUUGAUGAAAAUUUCUUCAAGUUGUAUCAUGUUUUUAUUCUUAGUGGGUAGUCCUUUGUAAGUCUGCAUACGGCUGGCUGGUGACACAAUGUGGGCACCAUAGACCGAAAAAUAAAAUUACUGAAAAGGUGAAGUAUACUUUCCAAAAAUUAGACUCUAAUCAAUGUAGUCAGUGCAACAAUUUUCUUUAAUACCGAAUUGCAUUUUAUAUAGCUAUUUGCACAGAUCUUCACAAUAAAACCGUAAGAAAAGGAGAAUAGGAUAUUAUCUUUACAGUUCUACAGAGGAGUAAAAAACUGACCUGGAUCUAAAUAAGUUUAGAGGUGGAUUUUAAUCCUUUAAUAAGCAAAAGACAUAUAAUAAAAUUGAUAAAUGACAAUAUCAAUACUUUAUCUAAAAGUAAUUUCAUAAAGAAACAAAGCCAAAAUUGAUUCAGUUAACAUAAAAAAGAGUUAACCCAGAAGAAAACAAUGAAUAUUGAUCUCGAUUUCAGCAAGCAGAAAAUUUUUUUUAAAAAAAGGAGAAAACAGUGAGAAAUUGUUAAGGUGAGUGAAAGAUGAGCGGAGGUUGCUCUAAGAAACUAUAACACAACUUAUUUAUUCAAGUGGCUGUGUCAGAUUUAAAGAUGUGAUUUCAAUAACUUUUUUGAAUAGAGUGUUGUACCUUUGUCUAAAGUAGUAAAAUUCAUUUGAAUUAAAGCUGAAUAUGGGUUUUCCUCCUCAAAUCCAAUUCAAUUCCAAGGUUUGAAAUUGCAGGGGCUCCUGAGAAGAAAUGGCAAAAACAAAAAAGAGAGAGAGAGAGAAAGGGGAAGAGAAAAGGAAAAAAGAAAAAUCUAUAACUUGAAGCUUUGCUUUACAGGGGUAAAGCAAAGACUUACCAAACUUUAGAUUUUAUACCCCCUCUUUUUUCAGCAUAUCCAAAUAAAUUUACAUGAUCUUAUGAGUGUAAAUCUUCUAGUCUUCAUGAGAUUUUUCCAGCUUUUCUGCCUUUUAGAUUGACAUUUCUAGUUGCUUAAGGUUUCUUCUUCAAAGCAAUGGGUAUAAAACAUGUGAUAAUUAUUAAACAGUUAUGGAAAAUACCAUCUUUAUUCCACCACUUUAUCAGGUAGAACUUGAAGGUAAAAUAAAGUUUGGAUGCUGAGUCUACAUGUAUUGUAUUGAAUUGUAUUGUAUUGUAUUGUAUUGUAUUGUACUGUAUUGUAUAGUGGUUACCAGAGAUUUAAUAACAUAACAGAAGUAACUGAAUCGCCUCCUCUGCUCUAUGCACUUGUACUUUUUUUAUUUCAAAAAUGCCAGGAAGAUAAGUGUAUGCAAAAAUAUAAAGUUUGUAAAAUUUUAUACAACUUAAUCUAUUUGAUCAUUAGUUAAGUAAGCUUAACUAAAUUAAAAAUGUAUUUUAUUGCCACUUUUUUUAACUCUCUAAAGAAUACAUUUAUGUUUUUGAAGGAGCUUUAAUUUAGUAACAGUUAAUCUUUUUAUUAAUUUUAGUAAAAAUAAUCAUACCCUUUUAAUAAUAAAAAUUAACCUUUAAGUCUUUAAAAUUGCUAGUUGUAAGUGAAUUUGUCAAAGAUUAAUUCAUAGUUGCCAACACUUACUGAACAGGUAGAUAAAAUUAACUUUGUUUAUUUAACAGUCAAAUAACUUGGUGCUUUCUAGUUAGUUUAAAAAUAUCAAUAAUUGUUUCCUCACAUGUAUUUAUGUCCUUCCUUCACAGCAUAUAGUCAACCAUAGAGACUCAAUGUAAAGUAUUAUGAUAAUUCAUAUGUCUGAGAAAAUAAGAAGAUUGAUUCAUUGAAAAGUUAAAUGAAUUUGAGAUACAGGUAUUUCUGACUGCCUAGAGUUACACUGUAUGAAAUACUUUAAAAACUGGCCAGGCGUGGUGGCUCAUGCCUGUAAUCCCAGUACUUUGAGAGGCCAAGAACUCCUGAAAUCAGGAGCUCAAGACCAGACUGACCAACAAGGUGAAACUCCCCCUCUACUAAAAAUACAAAACAUUAUCUGAGUGUGGUAGAGCACGCCUGUGGUCCUAGCUACUCAGGAGGCCGAGGCAGGAUAAUCACUUGAAUCUGGGAGUCGGAGGUUUUGGUAAGCAGAGAUUAUGCCACUGCACUCCAGCCUGGACAACAGAGCAAGACUCUGUCUCAAAACAAAAACAAGCAAACAAACACACACACACACACACAAAAACACUUAAAAAAACUGUAAAUAAUUCAGUCUUGUAUUUGGAAGAAUGGUGACUUGUAAAUUUUGCUGUACAUUAAUGACAAGUCUCUCACUCAAAUAAAGAUAACCUAAGUAAAAUAAUUUAUGUCAGGUGAAAACAUUCCAAAUUUUCUUGGAGAAAAAGCAACAAAAGCCAAUAAAUAAAGGUGGUUCCCAUUACCUAUUUAAUUAUUUAAUAUCUUAAACUAUUAUUAAAUGCAUGCACCACCUGCACUACCCUGACCGAUUAACCCCUUAGCUGAAGGAGUUCAGUUUGUAUUUUUACCAUAUGAUCUGUCUAGAUUCACUCUUUUCAGGAUUGAUAGAAUUUUUUUCUUUUUUUCUUUUUUUUUUUUUUUUUUUGCUUUCUUAUUCAACUCUACAGUAAAAGAAAAUCUGUGGUUUUAUUUGACAUAACAGAGCUAUCUUCAGCCAUAGCUAGAAGGAGGAUAGUAGGAUAAAGGUCAAUUUUUGUCUUCCUUCACAGCUAACAGAUAUAUGUAGCAUACUUAAAAAUAACUCUCAAAGUCUGUUGCUCAACCUCCCAAACCAUUAAUUUCCUUCUAGCCAGUGCUAGAGUUCAUGCAUGUCAUAAAAGGAAGGCUAGAGGGACAAUUUCUGUAUGCAUAUCUCUGGCCCAUGCCCUUCAAUGAGACCCAAAUAUAAUUAACUUCUGGGAUUUUUGCAAUAAAUAAUAUGAGAUGACCUCAUUAUAGAAUGAGGGGCAAGAUCCUUGGCCUUGGUCUUUCACAAAUAAUAUGACUUUAUUUACAGAUGAAAAAAAAUAAAAUAAAAAUUAAACAUAAACUUUCCUCAACUUCCUGCUUCUAGCCCAGGUAGCAUGUUAUUACUAUUUCUUUUAUGAACAACUGAGUUCUGACUAACAGUCUUUAAGAGGAGCUGCUAUGAGGAAAUAUAGAUAAUAACAAAAUAAUAACAUAUUUCUAAAGCUUUGCCAGCAGCAAAUGGCUCGCAUCUACAUACUCUCAUUUUAUGUGUCCAACCAAUGGUUCCACAUAGCCAUGAAAUCAGCUGUUACAAUAGGAAGACCACCACUGAACAGUUUUGUAACUCAUUUCAGAAUUGACUUUGGUAUGUGCUUAUUGGUGUAUUUCUGUGCUUGUUUGUGUCAAUUCAACAAAGCUUCCCAAGCAAGGUUACUUCAAACAUUACUUGGGCCACGGUAAAAGAAAAAUAAAAUUCUGUUGAUUCAGA